Molecule: messenger RNA, 1605 nt
Organism: Trichobilharzia szidati
Lineage: Eukaryota; Metazoa; Platyhelminthes; Trematoda; Strigeidida; Schistosomatidae
Source: the annotation of a GenBank genome assembly
AUGUCUAUUCUAUUUAUACUACUAGUAAUAACAACGUCAGCGACGACGUCAACAACACGGUAUGAAUUUAAAUUUCCAAAACUUUUCCCUGCAGUUGAUGCUUCACUCCUGUCACAAAAGUAUUUAAAACAAUCAGAAAAAUUUUAUUUAUCAAGAUAUAAUAAUAAUAAUAAUCAGCAUUUCAUGAAAUCCCUGUAUGACCAUCAAAAUAAAUGGAGGGAACAGCGUGAAGGUGAACUGCCUAAAUCCGAUAGGAUGUCUGAGAAUACUGACGGCAAUGGUGCCACCUAUAUCAACACGAAUAAUAAUGUGAAUAAUAAUAUCAAUAAUGAAGCAAGCCAAUUAUUAAUGAUUGAAAAGUACAAAAGAAAAUUAUUACGUCUAUUAAAUCUGAAAUCCCCGCCGAAUGUGAAUGUUAACAAUGAAUCCGAAUGGAAUUCCCUGCCAAUUCUGUUACGUAAUCGUUUAAAAGCUGAAAUUGAUGCCUCCAGCCAGUUGAUAAACAAGCCAAUUGAUAAUGACGAUGAGGAGAAAGGCACGCUGAUACUACUGAAUCAAUACAAAUUACCAAUGAAAUUACCAAAUCCAAAUAUCUUCACUUUGAAAGUGGCUGAAGAAAUUGAUCCAAUGCACAUCAGUAGAGUUACGCUACACAUUGAGAUUAAUGGUCAGAUUCGUUCAAAUUCAAAGUUCACAUGUUGGGAAAUCUAUCCCACAGCAUAUUUAUCAAGAUUUUUAUGGAUAAACAAUAAAGGCGAGUCAAUCCCCUCACCGAACACCAAUAAUAAUAAUAACGAAAAUGAAAAUGAAUAUGAUUAUGCUGCUGGCGAAAACGAUCCAGAAGUGUCUUCUUCAACUGAUGUCUUACUAACACCAACAUUUAUUAAUAAUCCUGUAACACAAUAUUAUCAUCAUCAUCAUCACCACUAUUAUCCUUAUUACUUGUCAUCUAAUGAUUAUCAAAAAAUGUUUAAAUUAAUUAAACCAGAGAUAGCGCAUACACUUGUACCUGAAGGGUAUUCAACACCAGAUUUAACAUUGAAUAUAACAGAUCGUAUGAUCCAAUGGUUAAAACAAAUGAUAAAUAAUCAAUCGCAUAAACCGUUGACAAAAUAUUUAUUGAUUACAUGUGAUGAUUGUGAUAAUGAAGAGAAUAUUAUUGAUCCAAAAAAGGUUGUCGUUGAAAUUAGAUAUCAUCCACGUGUAUACAGACAGAAACGUUCUUCAGUAAUGGAAGGUGAUGAAACAUUAUCGAAUGUUUGUCACUCGACUGGACAUCAUUUUGGUUGUUGUACACAACCGCUGUCUGUAAAAUUUGCUGAUAUUGGCUGGGAUAAUUGGAUUAUACAACCGAAAGCUUUUCAAUUGAAUUAUUGUCUUGGAUCAUGUAAAAUCACAUCAGCAAAAAGUCUACAUUAUGACGUCAUGGAUAUCCUGCUCCGUAGAAACUUAUCACAAUUCGGCAACAUACAACCUGAUGAAAUACAAUCCUGCUGUCAUCCAACACAUUUGGCAAGUAUGCCUGUUCUCUACUUAGACACAAAUCGUGAAUUACAAAUGCAUAGAUUGCACAAUCUGAUUGUUUUAGGGUGUGGUUGCAGUUAA